AUGCUCCGACUCUUUUCAAAAACUGUACCAACAGCUACCAGAUCAAUUACACCACUGUCACGCACAAAGCAAUUAAUCCCAAGGACCUCCUACCAAAUAGUCAGAAAUAUGGGAAAAGCAAGCAACGAGGAUCUAAAGGGCUCUAAGCUCUUCGAUGUGUCACACGUCACUGCUCUUGUUACUGGAGGAGGAACAGGAAUCGGAUUGAUGAUCACACAGGCGCUGGUCGCCAACGGUGCAAAGGUCUACAUCACAUCAAGGCGUGAUGAGGUCCUGAAGAAAACAGACGAAGUGUACAACACCGGGCCAGGACAGAUCAUUCCUAUUCAGGCCGACGUCAGUGAAAAAGAUGAUGUGAAGCGCCUAUACGACGAAAUGUGCCAAAAGGAACCCAAGGGAAUCCAACUUCUCAUCAACAACGCAGGAAUUGCGCGCGACGAGAACACAAAAUUCUCCUCAAAUGGCCAACCCAACAUGGAAGACGCCCAAGCCAUCUCCGACCACUUCCUCAAGUCGCAGCCUGAGCAAUGGGCUGACACUAUGAAGACCAAUGUCGGAAGUAUCUACUGGAUGAGCAUGACUUUCCUUCCUCUACUUGCCAAGGGUGGCAGUGUCACCCCCGGAUAUAGUUCACAAGUCAUCAACGUUAGCAGUAUCUCAGGGUACAUGAAGGGUAGCAGCAGUGGUCAAUUUGCCUAUGCUUCCAGCAAGGCAGCGGCUACACACCUCAGCAGAAUGCUUGCAACGACUUUCAUGGGCACCAAGGUCCGCGUCAACACCAUCGCACCCGGUGUUUUCCCUAGUGAGAUGACAACCGGCUCAUCUGACGAAGACAACAAGAGCCGCAUGGAUUCAGAGAUGUCGAAUCCUGCCGGCCGCCCGGGAGCCGACACUGAUAUGGCUGCGACCGUACUCAUGCUUGCUGGACCUGGAGGUGUUUUUUACAACGAGCAAGUACUUUACCCUGAUGGAGGAAGCACUCUUCAGCAGCCUGCAGCGCGGGCUUAA
Bipolaris zeicola 26-R-13 is the source of this 1008-nucleotide messenger RNA. RefSeq lists its product as uncharacterized. The transcript has 3 exons. Lineage: Eukaryota; Fungi; Ascomycota; Dothideomycetes; Pleosporales; Pleosporaceae. The record is from RefSeq and is a predicted model, not a curated record. Gene Ontology annotation, molecular function: oxidoreductase activity. The coding region runs from base 1 to 1008 and encodes 335 amino acids.